AUGAAGACUGACAGGUUUCUGAAACAACUUACUAACUCAAACAAAUCCUCACAGCAACACAGAGACGUGGCAGAGGUAGCUGCUCAGACAGACACUCAAGAGAAACACAUUCGGAGCACAACAUUAUGUUCUGUCAACGUCCAUGCUAGAGGACUUGUCUUUGGGCAUCAUGGCACUGUUGCGGGACAUAGUUCUCUACCCCGGGCUGUGUUGCGCAGGCCGCAUCUGGAUGAAGCCUCACUCGGCAGGAGAACGGUGAGCAUGUAUGGGGACCCAAUCAGGCAGCAAAAAGAUUAUCAACCCGUACGGCUUCGGAGGCCCAGGAGUGUGUGCAUGCUGGCAGGCCUUGGCCCAGUCCAGACAGUGACCCAGAACGAGCACCCCUCAAGACUGGAAGGCAUUUCAGAGAGCAGCCAGCAGUACAGGAGCAGGAAGGCUGAGUUGAGGGCUGUGGAUGGCCUCAGUCAUGUUGUUGCUCAGCGGCCUUCAGUCCUCACAGAGGUGACCCCAAGGAUCCGCCAGAGAAGCUGGAAGCCCAGGCCUGUCAGUAUGACAGUAUUGGAGCUAAGGAAGAGGGGCUCUGAUGAUGAGAUAGACAGCCAGAGGAGCUGUAACCACAUAGGGAGCGAUGGAGGAAGCUCUCUCAAAGGGAGUUUCCGUUGGAGGCUGUUUGGCAAAGCACCUCAAGAUAAGAACAAGGAGAGGGAGGACAUUAAAUCUUCUCCCAAAUUUGGUAAAUCGGAGGCUCCAAAAGGCACACUCAGCUCAUUGAGACGGAGCCUCAGUCUGCGCAUCAGAAGGACUCGGCCACGGGACAAAGUUACCGUAGGGUCUGAGGGAGAGUCAAAGGACUGCUCUCGAACUAAAAACUCUGCUGAGGAGACAACAAUGCCUCCACAGCCUUUUUCAUACCUCACAGGAAGAGUGCUUCCAACUUCCAGUGAACAAAUGGAGGAUGGGGGCAUGCAGUACAUUCAGUACCACAGCAGAGGAAAGGUUAAGGUCAUGGAGGUACCCCUUUGUCCAACAAAACUGUCUAAACCAGUUCAGGAAGAACCAAGCAUAUGGCAGCUCAUAGCCAACCGUUUCAGGAGGAAAGAGCAGCCAUGCAGUAGCAAAUGUGAAUCCCAGCAGUCCGAGUGCAAAGACACUGGCCAAUAUCCCCUGGACAGGAAUAAUAAGUCACAGCCAGUCUCCAUAGAGACUCUUGCAGACACUGAGUCCCAUAAAGGUCAAGACUCUUUCGUCAACAGCCAGGAAUGGACAUUGAGUCGGUCAGUGCCAGAGCUGAAAGUGGGCAUUGUGGGAAAUCUGUCCAGUGGCAAGUCAGCCUUGGUCCACCGGUACUUGACAGGCACAUAUGUGCAGGAGGAGUCUCCUGAAGGUGGACGGUUCAAGAAAGAAAUAGUUGUGGAUGGACAGAGCUACCUUCUUCUGAUCAGAGAUGAAGGAGGGCCUCCAGAAUUGCAGUUUGCUGCUUGGGUGGAUGCGGUGGUUUUCGUCUUUAGCCUGGAGGAUGAGAUCAGCUUCCAGACAGUCUACAAUUACUUUCUGCGCCUAUCCAGCUACAGAAACACAGCUGAGGUCCCAAUGGUCCUCGUUGGAACACAAGAUGCCAUCAGUGCUGCCAACCCCAGAGUGAUUGAUGACUCGCGGGCCAGAAAGUUGUCAAAUGACCUAAAGCGUUGCACAUACUAUGAGACCUGCUCUACCUAUGGCCUGAACGUGGAGAGAGUCUUCCAGGACGUUGCCCAGAAGGUUGUGGCCAUGAGGAAAAAGCAGCAGCUCUCUAUUGGUCCGUGCAAAUCUCUCCCUAAUUCUCCCAGCCACUCAUCAGUCCCCGCUGCAUCCAUCCCCUCUGUUCACAUUAACCAGGCGGCCAAUGGUGGGGGUGCAUUCAGCGACUACUCCUCCUCUGUUCCCUCCACCCCCAGCAUAAGUCAGCGGGAGAUGCGCAUUGAGACCAUUGCUGCCUCCAACACGCCCACGCCCAUCCGCAAGCAGUCAAAGCGCCGCUCCAACAUUUUCACAUCACGGAAAGCCAGUGAACAAGCAAAGAGCGUUGACAGUAAAACAGACAGCAUAGGCAGUGGAAGGGCCAUACCUAUCAAACAGGGAAUCCUUCUGAAGCGAAGUGGCAAAUCCCUCAACAAGGAGUGGAAAAAGAAAUAUGUCACACUGUGUGAUAAUGGCGUCCUCACUUACCACCCCAGUUUACAUGACUACAUGCAGAAUGUGCACGGAAAGGAGAUUGACUUGCUGAGGACAACAGUGAAGGUUCCCGGGAAGCGACCACCCAGAGCGGUGGCCACCGUCGCCCCCACUGCAAGUCCCAAAACCAACGGACUGACCAAGGAUCGCAGCACCUUGCAGCUGGGCAUAGGAAACACAGGCGCUCCUCACUCCAACAGCAGCACAUCCCUCCAGACGGGCGGAUCGCAGUUUGGCGGCAGUAAAGACGGCAUGCACCAACGCUCCUUCUCUGUGUCCAGCGCCGACCAAUGGAAUGAAGCCAUCAACACCAGUACAAGCAGCGGAGCCCCCAAUGGAAUGAGCGAUCCUGCGAAUUCCAGUGUAGGCAGCGCCACGAGUCCUAAACUUGAGCCACCUCCCUCACCACAUGCCAACCGCAAGAAACACAGGCGGAAAAAGAGCACAGGCAUCACAAAGCCAGAUGGUCUAUCUGCGGGCAACGAAGAGCAAGAGGAUUCCUUUGAGUUCAUCAUUGUGUCGCUGACGGGUCAGACGUGGAACUUUGAAGCAUCUACAUAUGAAGAGAGGGAGCUGUGGGUCCAAGCAAUUGAGAGCCAAAUCUUUGCCAGCCUGCAGUCUUGUGAGAGCAUAAAGAACAAGUCUCGACUAGGCAGCCAAAGUGAUGCAAUGGCCAUUCAGUCUAUACGAAACGUGAGGGGGAACAGCUUCUGUGUGGACUGCGAUGCAGCCAACCCAGAUUGGGCCAGUUUAAACCUGGGUGCCCUGAUGUGCAUCGAGUGCUCGGGAAUCCACAGGAACCUUGGCACCCACUUGUCUCGUGUCCGCUCCUUAGACCUGGAUGAUUGGCCAGUGGAGCUCAGCAUGGUGAUGACCGCCAUUGGCAACUCGAUGGCCAACAGCGUGUGGGAGGGAGCCUUGGAGGGGUACACUAAACCGGGAAGCGACAGCACCAGGGAGGAGAAGGAGCGCUGGAUCCGUGCCAAGUAUGAGCAGAAGUUGUUCCUGGUGGGACUUCCCCAGUCGGACGUGCCCCUGGGGCAGCAGCUGCUUCGGGCGGUGGUGGAGGAUGACCUGAGGUUGGUGGUGGUGCUGCUGGCCCACGGCACCAAGGAGGAGGUUAACGAGACCUACGGGGACGGAGACGGACGCACUGCACUGCACCUCUCCUGCGCCAUGGCCAAUGUGGUCAUCACACAGCUACUCAUCUGGUACGGCGUUGACGUGAAGAGCAGGGAUGCUCGUGGACAGACACCUCUCUCUUACGCUCGGCGAGCCGGCAGCCAGGAGUGUGCUGAUAUUUUACUUCAGCAUGGUUGCCCCAACGAUACAAGCUCUCUGUCCUCCAUGCCCACACCCAACAUGAGCCGCCGCAACCCCAAUCCCAACAUCAACAACAACAACGCCCAGUGUGAGCUCAACCGCAGUAUCAGCAUUAUGUAGGAGCCAGGGAGCAGCUGCAAACAAACAAACCCUGAACCCACCCAUGUCUCUUCCCGGUACUUCCUCCUCUGUUUCACACUGUGUAUCCCAGAAUCACUAACAAUGGAGAGAUAUCAGGAGUGAUGGACUCUUUUUUGAUAUUCCAUUACACUGACAGAAGAGGGUGUUUGGGGUUCGGACAUUGUACAUUGUUUAUUUUAUAUUAUUAUUUUUUAUCUGUUUUGUUUGUUAAAUUCAUUCAAUCUUGGUCUGAGAUGAUCAUGAUGAUCAGCUUUAAGCUUUUUUUGUUUUUUAAGCAUCAACCAAACAAAUGACUUACUUUGGCAUUCAUACCAACCCUACGAAAAGCAUUUCCUUAAUGCUUGAACAUUUCCUUUUAUGUCUUCCCCUUCUGCAGCGCGAACUGAUUUUAUAAUGAGCGUGAGUGAAAAACUUCCUUCAGAUUCCAAGUCUAAGCGUAAUAACAUGAAACUGUGAGGAAUAGUUUCACAAGUGACAAAGCCCUG
Messenger RNA from Scomber japonicus (chub mackerel), 4160 nucleotides. It is a transcript of the gene agap3, whose product is annotated as ArfGAP with GTPase domain, ankyrin repeat and PH domain 3. The transcript has 18 exons. Lineage: Eukaryota; Metazoa; Chordata; Actinopteri; Scombriformes; Scombridae. The record is from RefSeq and is a predicted model, not a curated record. The coding region runs from base 1 to 3654 and encodes 1217 amino acids. Gene Ontology annotation, molecular function: GTPase activity; protein binding; GTPase activator activity. Gene Ontology annotation, cellular component: nucleus.